AUGAUUUUUAAUAUAUUAUCAUUCAUUGCAAUACUUUAAGGAGCCAUUCAAAUUAGUGAUUUAUCCUAUAUUUUCUAUCAAUCAAAUAAGAUUUAGCUAACCUUGCAUGAUUUUGAAACCCUCAAACUCAUACUGUCAUUUCCAUGGUAAGAAGCCAUAAUAUUUCAAAGGAUUAUCAAACCAAUAUGGGGAUUUUGUUCUGAUAUUUUUCCCAUCGCAAAAUAUAAAAGAAAACCUUAUUUGUUUAUUUUUGCGAUUAUUUGCUUUUUGCUAGAAACUUUUAUGGCAGUAAGCGAUGUUGAUCGGAAAACGGCAUUCGUUAUAAUAUUUCUAAUUCAACUGUGCAUCGUAUUUUGCAAUGUGAUAGCAGAGGCAGUGCUUGUUGAAUAAAGUCACGAAGUGAAUACAAGCCGGAAUGUAGCUUUGUUUUUUGGAAUGAGAGCAGUUGGAGGAUAUCUCUAUACCUACAUUGCAUUCAAUUUUCCUAUUCAUAGAAAUAGUAUAAUAGCUAGAUUUAUAAGAUUUUUAGGUCUUAUCUUUGUUUCCAUUAUUAAUUGCGAUUUUAUCUGUGUUCCUUCCAGAAUAACAAAUGGUGGAUGAG
This is a messenger RNA of Paramecium octaurelia, 601 nucleotides long. The record is from the annotation of a GenBank genome assembly. NCBI's taxonomy places the organism in Eukaryota, Ciliophora, Oligohymenophorea, Peniculida, Parameciidae.